AUGUUAAUACCUUUCAAUAUAACUUGCAAGGGUUUGUCAUUCCGUUUCUUUAUAUUCUGGAUCAUCAUAGAUAGCGACGGAAACAUACUAAGUGAAGAUAGUGCAAUACUAAAGAGUUGGCAGGAAUAUUUUACGGCUUUGUUAAAUGUGGCAGAGCAGCCCGUCGAUUUAGCCGGCGAAAUAAAUUUGCAAAGAGAUUCAUCAUCAACCUAUGCACUGCUCUCAACACAAGAAGUUGAAUUGGCGAAUUCUAAUAAUAAUGAUAAUGUGGAUGAUGCUGAUGUCAGUGAUGCCUGUACCGCUACAGCUACAGCUACUGCUGAUGCUGCUGGUGAUGAUGAGGAUGAUAAUUGGGCGUUUACAAUGUCUGACCGCAAUGUGUUGCAAUUUAUUUUUUGA
Messenger RNA from Calliphora vicina (urban bluebottle blowfly), 399 nucleotides. RefSeq names its product probable DNA-directed RNA polymerase subunit delta. The transcript has 3 exons. Lineage: Eukaryota; Metazoa; Arthropoda; Insecta; Diptera; Calliphoridae. Bases 1 to 399 code for a protein of 132 amino acids. The record is from RefSeq and is a predicted model, not a curated record.